UUGCAGUCCUCGAAAGUGCCUUCGUCGCGCAUAGGGCGAUUCUUCCACUACGGAGGCCUCGCUGCGUCGCUGGGAUAUGGCGCUGCAUCGGAGCUUAUUCGAAGGACAACAAGCAGCGCGGAAGAUAGCCCGUACUCGUCUUCGCUGAUGAUGACGGAGGCCAAUGUCUCCCGCCUUGUAUCUAAGCUCUCGCAGAUGCGAGGUGCCGCGCUGAAACUGGGACAGUUCAUGAGCAUACAAGACUCCCACCUCCUCCCACCGCAAGUCGAAGAAAUAUUCCGCCGAGUACAAGACAGCGCGCACUACAUGCCCGACUGGCAAAUGGAGCAAGUGCUCACCUCCUCGCUCGGAUCCUCCUGGACCUCGCACUUCGCGUCCUUCGACCGCAUCCCCUUCGCCGCCGCCUCCAUCGGCCAGGUGCACCGAGCUGUGCUCGCCGCGGCGUCCUCCCCCACGGGCAGGGACGAACCCGUGGCCGUGAAGAUCCAGUUCCCGAACAUCGUGAACUCUAUCGAGAGCGAUUUGGGGUAUGUGAAGCUUCUGCUGACUGCGGGCAGGCUCCUGCCCCGAGGUCUGUUUCUGGAUCGGACUAUCAAGGUUAUGAAAGAGGAGCUGGCGGAUGAAUGCGAUUAUACCCGCGAAGCGUCCUUCCUCCGAAAAUUCGGGUCGCCGGAUUAUCUGGGGAACGAUCCUAGAUUCAAAGUCCCUUGGGUGUGGGACGGCAGUACGCACGAUGUACUCGUCAUGGAGCGCGUCAACGGUGCAAGCGUGGGAGGUGCGAUGGUGGACAAGCUGAGCGUACCGGACCGCAAUGAUAUUGCCAGCCGUAUUAUCGACCUGUGUCUGAUGGAGCUGUUCUCCUUCCGGGCCAUGCAGACGGAUCCGAACUGGACGAACUUCCUCUGGAACGCGCGCACCCGGCAGGUCGAGCUGGUCGACUUCGGCGCAACCAGAGAAUACUCCAAAGAGUUCAUGGACAACUGGUUGCACCUCCUUCAAGCGGCUGCCUCAGAAGACAGGGAGGCGUGCAUAGACUGGAGCUUGAAGCUCGGAUACCUCACGGGUGAAGAGAACGAGGUUAUGCUCGACGCGCAUGUCCGGUCCAUGCAGCUUCUGGCUACACCCUUCAAAGCCGACACGCCGCAGCCAUUUGCGUUCGGACGGGGCACGAGGUGGGCUGAAAUCACUUCUGAGAUUAGGGCACAGAUACCUACCAUGCUGCAAUAUCGCCUCACGCCGCCGCCACGGGAGACGUACAGUCUAAAUAGAAAAUUGUCGGGCGCGUUUCUACUGGCUUCGAGGUUGGGCGCCAAUGUCGACUGUAGAACGUUGUGGGAGAAUGUGGUAAACAAGUAUAAUUUUGGACCGUGA
Molecule: messenger RNA, 1371 nt
Organism: Gloeophyllum trabeum ATCC 11539
Lineage: Eukaryota; Fungi; Basidiomycota; Agaricomycetes; Gloeophyllales; Gloeophyllaceae
Exons: 9
Biological process (GO): ubiquinone biosynthetic process
Cellular component (GO): extrinsic component of mitochondrial inner membrane
Molecular function (GO): kinase activity
Source: RefSeq, a predicted model, not a curated record